Octodon degus (degu) is the source of this 5740-nucleotide messenger RNA. RefSeq names its product poly(ADP-ribose) glycohydrolase (gene Parg). Gene Ontology annotation, biological process: ATP generation from poly-ADP-D-ribose; regulation of DNA repair; nucleotide-sugar metabolic process. Gene Ontology annotation, cellular component: nucleus; cytoplasm. Lineage: Eukaryota; Metazoa; Chordata; Mammalia; Rodentia; Octodontidae. The coding region runs from base 290 to 3214 and encodes 974 amino acids. Gene Ontology annotation, molecular function: poly(ADP-ribose) glycohydrolase activity. The record is from RefSeq and is a predicted model, not a curated record. The transcript has 18 exons.
CCCGGAAGUCGGAGCUCCUGACGGCAACUUUCCGGUGGUGGGAAAGUGAAGGAAUCCUCUCCUCGGCGAAUUCCGAGGCAGGUCUCCUACGUGCGGAAGAGCAAGGCCAGCGACAGCACGGGGUCCGAGUCGGAGCCCGGCGGAUCAGCAACUGCAGAAGCACGCAGCGGCAAGAGAGGGAAUGGUGCGGAGACGCGCCGAGAAGGAGGCGCAGUCCGUGCCCCUCAGGGUUAGUGAAUGAGGCGCUCCGCCCGGGCCGGCCCAGGGACCGUGAGCUGCGGGUCCCAGCAUGAGUGCGGGCCCCGGCUGUGAGCCCUGCACCAAACGACCCCGGUGGGGCAGCGCUGCAACUUCGCCGGCGGCCUCGGACUCCUCCCGAAGCUUCCCCGGCCGGCAGAGGCGCGUCCUCGACUCCAAGGACGCUCCCGUGCAGUUCAGGGUCCCGCCGUCCUCUCCAGGCUUUGUUCCGGGGCGGGUGGGACUGCACCGAGGCAGCGCCACUUCUCUUGUUUUUAAGCAAAAGACUAUUACCAAUUGGAUGGACACUAAGGAGAUCAAGACAGCUGAAUCAGAAAGUUUACAUAGUAAAGAAAACAAUAACACAAGAAUAGAAUCCAUGAUGAGUUCUGUACAGAAAGAUAACUUUUAUCAACAUAAUGUGGAAAAAUUAGAAAGUGUUUCUCAACUAAGUCUUGAUAAAUCACCUGUUGAGAAAAAGACACAGUAUUUGAACCAGCAUCAGACUACAGUGAUGUGUAAGUGGCAGAAAGAAGAGAAAAAUACAGAACAGCUUUUGGAAAGUGAACCUGCCACAGUGACUCUGGUGCCAGAACAGUUCACUAAUGCUAACAUUGAGCAGUAUCCCCACACUGAUGGUCACAGUGACACAGACAGCAAAGAAAGCAGAGACAAUCAACAAUUCCUGACACCCAUAAAGCUUGAAAAUGCAAAACAGACAACAACUGAGCAGGCCAGAGAAGCCAGAAGCCACCAGAAGGACUGCCCAGCUUGUUACCCUGGGGAAGACCGUACAGGUUGUCAGCAAGAGACAGACGUGGUACCAGAGAGUCCAUUGUCAGAUGUUGGCUCAGAGGAUGUUGGAACUGAAUUGAAAAAUGACAACAAAUUAAGUAGACAAGAAAGUAGCCUAGGAAAUUCUCCAUUUGAGAAGGAAAGUGAACCAGAGUCACCAAUGGACGUAGAUAAUUCCAAAAAUAGUUGUCAAGAUUCAGAAGCAGAUGAAGAGACAAGUCCAGGUUUUGAUGAACAAGAUGAUGGUAGUUCCUCCCAGAUAGCCAACAAACCUUCCAAGUUGCAAGCAAAAGAAGCUGACAAUGAACUUAAGAAGCAGUGCUCUGCUAAGGGAGGUGAAAUUAGAUUACAUUUUCAAUUUGAAGGAGGGGAGAGUACUACUGGGUUAAGUGAUACAAAUGCCAGAUUACCUGGAAGUAUGUCUGUGCUUAAUGUAGAAUGCAGAAAUUCCAAGCAGCAUGGAAAAAAGGACUCCAAGAUCACCGACCACUUCACAAGAAUAUCUAAAGCAGAAGACAGAAGAAAAGAACAAUGUGAAAUCAGACAUCAAAGAACAGAAAGGAAGAUGCCUAAAUACGUUCCACCUCACCUUUCUCCAGAUAAGAAGUGGCUGGGAACUCCUCUUGAGGAGAUGCAAAGGAUGCCUCGGUGUGGGAGCCGGCUGCCUCUCUUGAGACCAUCUGCCAAUCACACAGUGACUAUCCGGGUAGAUCUUUUGCGAGCAGGAGAAGUUCCUAAGCCUUUUCCUACACAUUACAAAGAUCUAUGGGAUAACAAACAUGUCAAAAUGCCUUGCUCUGAGCAAAACUUGUACCCUGUGGAAGAUGAGAAUGGUGAGAGAACUGCAGGGAGCCGGUGGGAGCUUAUUCAGACUGCACUUCUCAACAAAUUCACUCGACCUCAAAACCUGAAGGAUGCUAUUCUGAAAUACAAUGUGGCAUAUUCUAAGAAGUGGGAUUUUACAGCCCUGGUUGAUUUCUGUGAUAAGAUACUCGAGGAGGCAGAAGCCCAGCAUCUGUAUCAGUCCAUUCUGCCUGACAUGGUGAAGGCUGCACUCUGCCUGCCAAGUAUUUGCACACAGCCAAUACCGCUUCUGAAGCAGAAGAUGAAUCAUUCCAUCACAAUGUCCCAGGAGCAGAUCGCCAGUCUUUUAGCUAAUGCGUUCUUCUGCACAUUUCCUCGGCGGAAUGCUAAGAUGAAAUCAGAAUAUUCUUGUUACCCUGACAUUAACUUCAAUCGAUUGUUUGAAGGACGUUCAUCAAGGAAACCAGAAAAGCUUAAAACACUCUUCUGCUACUUUCGAAGAGUCACAGAGAAAAAACCUACUGGGUUGGUGACAUUUACAAGACAGAGUCUUGAAGAAUUUCCAGAAUGGGAAAGGUGUGAAAAACCCCUGACACGACUGCAUGUCACUUAUGAAGGCACCAUAGAAAGCAGUGGCCGAGGCAUGCUGCAGGUGGAUUUUGCAAACCGUUUUGUUGGAGGUGGUGUAACCAGUGCAGGACUUGUACAAGAAGAAAUCCGCUUUUUAAUCAACCCUGAGUUGAUUGUUGCACGGCUGUUCACUGAGGUGCUGGAUCACAAUGAAUGUCUUAUUAUCACAGGUACUGAGCAGUACAGUGAAUACACUGGCUAUGCUGAAUCGUACCGCUGGGCCCGCAGUCAUGAAGAUGAGAGUGAAAGGGACGACUGGCAGCGCCGUUACACUGAAAUUGUCGCCAUCGACGCACUUCACUUCAGACGCUACCUCGAUCAGUUUGUGCCUGAGAAAAUGAGACGCGAGCUUAACAAGGCUUACUGUGGAUUCCUCCGCCCUGGCAUUCCUUCAGAGAGCCUCUCCGCAGUGGCCACAGGAAACUGGGGCUGUGGUGCCUUUGGGGGUGAUGCUAGAUUAAAAGCCUUAAUACAGAUCCUGGCAGCUGCUGCAGCUGAGCGAGAUGUGGCUUAUUUUACCUUUGGGGACUCAGAAUUGAUGCGAGACAUUUAUAGCAUGCACACUUUUCUCACUGAGAGGAAACUGACUGUUGGAGAAGUAUAUAAGCUAUUGCUACGAUACUACAAUGAAGAAUGCAGAAACUGUUCCACCCCAGGGCCGGAUGUCAAGCUUUACCCUUUCAUAUACCAUGCUGUUGAGUCCUAUGCAGAGACUGCUGACCAGCCAGGGCAGAGGACAGCGACCUGAGGGGCUGAGUAACUUAAGCUCCCCCCCCCCCACUGCUCCUAGACAUCGUGUUUAAAUAAUAUGGUGUAGCAUGUGGACUCACUUAAAUUAAUAUCAAUGUGAAUACAAACCAUAUUUGUAGUCAAAGAUGCAAUCCCAUCUAUACAUAUGCAAUGGUCAAUUUGUAAAUCUGGGCCACUUCCAUCAUGACAUGUAAGCUUAUUUAUGUGCUUCCCAUUUUCUUUCAGUUCUUCCUGUUUUUUUUAUUUUUUUCUUUUGCCCAUCAGCUUUCUUGUGAAACCCUGUAAAAGGUGCUCAGCAGAUUCUUCAUGCCUGUAUAUUGUACUAAUUAUUUCUGCAGUUAUUAGCAAAUGCCAAUGAGCCCAGGAAGAAGCUGAAAUCAGGUGUCUCUGUUGUAGGGUUUGCAUCAGGUUUGUGAGCCUGUCAACUCCAUUUCUUGUUUAGGCUCCAUGUUUAAAUUUUUGAAUUUCAAAAACUAAGAAUUAGUGGGUUUUGGAUGUUGUAUAAUACAAAUAUCCUAAGUUAAAAGUUUUUAUUUAUUUAAGACAAAUUGAUUUCCAGAAGUUACUGUGCAACACCAACUUCAUCUAUAAUGGUUUAUCUAUCCUGUUUCCCCUGAUGAACUUUUAUGGACAUUGAGCUGGGGAUAUAGCUCAGUGUCACAUGCCUGCCUAGCAAACGUGAGGUCCUGAGUUUGAUUCCCAGUACUAAAGAAAGUUUUUUUAAUAAAUCUUCAUUAAUAAAUCUCAGAAGCUCCCAUAUCACCUAUACUUUACAUAUAUCUAUACAUAUUUGCUCUUUAAAAGUGUCUAAGUGGAAGCUUAUAAAGUCUAAAUAAAACUGGGCUUGGGGGAAAUGAAUAGGUUUAGACUUUAUUAGGGCUCUUUAAAGUAUUUUUCACACUACAUUCAUUUAUAAUUGACAACAAACAUAAGUAGUAGUGUCUCUGGAAGGUUAAACCGAGUGUCAAAGCCAAUCAUCAAAGCACUUAUUUAGAUUUUCAGACUAGUUCAAAGCCACACUGUUGAAAUUCUUGUUCAUGGUCAGCUGUCAAGAAAAGCCAGUGGAGGUCAGAUCCUGCAGCAUUGGCAGGAAGAAAAUAGGCCCUGGGCAGAUGUCUGUAACCCUUGACGUUUGUAUAGGAAUUCAAAGGAUAAUGGGAUUUAGCAUCUGAAGGCAGCCACUUGUCAUUGACAGAGUUCUUACCACAGUAACUAAGAUUUUAAUCAUCUCCCAAAUUCAGAGGAAUCUGGCUUUAUUUCUGCUGAUACUAAAAUGUCUUUCCUGGUUAUAUUCAUUUUGUUUCUCCAUCCUGUACUGUGCUCUCCUGGGCAAUCCCAGGACUAAGUGAACAGUGUUUCCUGAGCAGGGUCAGCUGAUUACUCUGUAGCGAAACCAUAGAUCCAGACUAGGUACCACCCAGUCCACCGUAGCUGGGCCUAGAAGCUGAACCCCCGCUCCUGGCACCGUGCCAUCUACCAGCUGCCUUUGUGGUGGAGACUCUUACUAGCUGUGUGUCCUAGCACUGGGCAGCUUAAUCACAUGGAACAUAAAGAGUGCUCUUGUCGAGUUCUUGAGAAGGGAGGGUAAUGGGGAGAAUGCUAUUACUUUCUCCUAACAGCCCUCUGCAGCAUAAUUAUAAUGAUAAUAAUUAGAAUUCAUAUCAUGAGAUAUUUAACAGCACUUUCUUGUUCUCUUCCACAUAGGGCUUAUUAUUUUACUUCAUAUUGUUUACUCCUUGUUUUAUUAAUCUACCAAGUUUAGGAAUCUUAGAUUUAUUUGUUCUUUAAUCUGCCAAGUUUAGAAAUGUAGAUUUUCUUAUAGUUGUGUUUUUAUGAUACUGAGGAUUGAGCCCAGGACUUCAGUACCUACUCAGUAAGCACUCUAUAACUGAGCAAUAUCCGAGACUGUUUCAUUUUGACGUAAGAUCUCACAAGGUUUCCUACACUAACCUCAAGCUUGCAAUCCUCCUGUCUCAUCCUCCCAAGUAGCAGGUGUGUGUUACCAUUCCUAGCUACCAAUCUUGGGUUUUUAAUGCAGCUUAUUUUCAGUUUCUGUGUGACUCUGUCGGGAGUAAAAUAACAGAAAAAGAGCAAUGUUGAGUAAUGCAAAGGACAUGAGGUUUCUAAAUCAGGCAGAUCACAGUUAAUAUUUUAACCUUAUCUAAAUAAAGUGGAUCUUUGACUUAAACAGCUAAAAAACAAACUAAUAGCACCUACUAGGAAAUAAAAUAUAAAACAGUAAACACAGAGUCUGGCAUAGAAUUGGUGUUCAAUAAAUGUCAAAAAUAUCAUUGACCCAGGAGCACUUAUGGGACACCUACUCUGUAUUAGCUGCUAUGCUGUUUACUCCAUGUUUUAUUUUGUUUUGUUUUCUUUUUUUCAGAAGGUUUUUUUGUUUUGUUUUGUUUUGUUUUUGAUGGCUCAGGAUGCACAAGUCUGGCAAGGUUAAGGUUCUGGGGAUUGAACCACAGCAUCCUGAGCCUGACUGUUUUAUGUAAGCAGUCACUUAAACAACUGAGCUAAU